AUGGGAAGAGGGGGUCUUGCGAGACUGUUAGCCACGGAGGUGCUCGGCGGAGACGUAAAUGCCUGCUGUGGCUUGCUGCGUCGAAUAUUCAGCGAGACCGUGGAGGAGGAUGUCGUCCAUGAACUAGAGCGUAGUGGGCAGGGCCUUGUUAGCGAUGUUCUGACCUUGGGGAAACUCAGUUUAGUUGAUAACGCGUCUCUCGUGCGUCCAGGAUCUGUGGCGGUGCUUUGCCACGCUUCGCAGCGUCUAGGUGACUGGCAGAGCGCUCUGCAAUUUUCCGAAUCGCUGCCGAGCCCACCAUCGUCAUCGUUCCUUUCAUCCCUCUUGUCCCCGGGGAACUGUGCCGCGAUUCUCCGUUGUUGCGAAGAAAAGGGCUGGUCGUUGGAUGUGUCACAUGCCACGCAGAUACUUGCUGAGAAGCAUGGAAGCUGGAUCUCUGCCCUCAGGGUGGCAGAGGCGAUGGAGCGGCAAUUUCACAUGGGGGAGUGGUAUUCGUUGGGCGUUUUGAUCCCCCACUUGCUGAAAGUGGGGCGUGGGAAAAGGCCGUGGAGUUGUUGUUGCUGGAAUAGCACAGGGCUCCUUGGUGCACCCGGCGUUUGUGGAGAGUCUUGUGUCUCGAACAGCGCAGCGGAAGCAGUGGCGGAUGUGCCUCUUCAUGCUCUCAGUGAUUGA
Messenger RNA from Trypanosoma conorhini, 672 nucleotides. Its product is annotated as putative mitochondrial protein. Lineage: Eukaryota; Euglenozoa; Kinetoplastea; Trypanosomatida; Trypanosomatidae. The coding region runs from base 1 to 672 and encodes 223 amino acids. The transcript has a single exon. The record is from RefSeq and is a predicted model, not a curated record.